This is a messenger RNA of Xyrauchen texanus (razorback sucker), 4990 nucleotides long. Its product is annotated as sesquipedalian-1-like. The transcript is spliced from 3 exons. The record is from RefSeq and is a predicted model, not a curated record. Gene Ontology annotation, cellular component: early endosome; trans-Golgi network; recycling endosome. NCBI's taxonomy places the organism in Eukaryota, Metazoa, Chordata, Actinopteri, Cypriniformes, Catostomidae. Bases 164 to 1027 code for a protein of 287 amino acids. Gene Ontology annotation, biological process: endosome organization; receptor recycling; retrograde transport, endosome to Golgi.
GAGAAAAAAACUGCCUGCUGGCGUCUGACGACACAGUUAAAAAUGCAGUACUGGAAUGGGAUGGGGACACUUCACAUGUGCUGGUGUUUUGAUUGAAGGCAGGAAGCAGGACGCUUGUGAAGGGUUGACAGACGAACUUUAAACGACAAGUCUUCUCGCCAUCAUGAAGUUAAACGAGAGAAGUGUGGCGCAUUACGCCACGUGCAACUCUCCUCCAGACAAGACGGGCUUCCUCUUUAAGAAAGGGGAACGGAACACAGCAUACCACCGUCGCUGGUUCAUUCUGAAGGGCAACAUGCUCUUCUACUUCGAGGACAAGGAAAGUCGAGAGCCGAUCGGAGUCAUCGUCCUCGAGGGGUGUACAGUGGAACUCUGCGAGUCUGAAUCCGAAGAGUUCGCUUUCGCAAUUAAAUUUGACUGCACCAAAGCAAGGAUGUACAAGAUGGCCGCAGAGAGCCAGGCUGCUAUGGAGUCUUGGGUCAAAGCUCUGUCACGAGCGAGUUUCGAUUACAUGCGGCUGGUCGUGAAUGAGUUGGAGAGGCAGCUGGAGGAGGUACAAGAAGCAAGAUCUUCACAGGGGAAAAAUAGGGCAAAGAAACACCAGCCACAAAUGCUGGGAGGAGCAACGACAGGCUUCCAAAUUGCUGCUCCAUCCAUCCAGAAUGCUGCCAUAACAGGUCCUUCACAACUUGGUGGACAAAUGGAAGAGGGGUUGUCUGCUUUAGGGAGUUCUACUAGGGAGAACGGGGUGUCUUGGAGCAAGCCCACCAGUAUGGCUGAUGGUGUCAGCGAGGGUUGCAUCUGGGAUGGGGACUGCAGUGGGAGAGGCGAUGGAGUCAGACCACCUCCGGUUCCUCCGCGGAGGAAGACCAACGGCGGGUCACUGGAGAGCCCAGUUUCACCCGGCACAGAGUGUUUCUCCAAACUACAUGAAUGGUAUGGUAAAGAGGUGGCUGAACUUCGAAUAGAGUGGCUUAAGAGCCACUCUGGAGCUACUAGAGUGGCUUCAGAUGCACCCAAGCCUUGAAAGUGGAGGGCAACAUCUGCAAGAGACCUGACCCAAAAUAUCAAAUCCCACACAUAAUGGUGGGUUUAACACCCACAGUUGUUUAAUACCCUUUCUGGGAAUAUAGAUGUAUCAGAAUCACUUGUUCCCUGUUAUAGGUGGACAGAUUGUUUUUGGAUAUUUUAAACAAGACCAAGCUAUUUUUUUUAAAGGAAUGGUUUUGGCACAAAUUCAAAAUCUGCCAGUUACUUACCCUCAUGAUGUUCCAAACCCAUAUAACUUACUUUCUUCUGUGGAAAACACACUCACACACACACACACACACACACACACACACACACACACACAUAUUGUUUUGUUUUAUUAUGGAGCUGUCCAGCUUAAAAAGAGCACUAUAAAAGUUGCCCUAUAUUCCAAGUCAUAUUAUGGCUUUGUGUGAUUCAUUUAGUUUUUUGCUCAGUAGACACAGUCCCCGUUAUAAAAAUACAGCACACUGGACAUUUUACAGUUUUUCCGUGUUCCACGAAAGAAGGAAAGUCUAUAUGGGUUUGGAAAAACAUGAGAGUGAGUAAAGGAUGACAGAAUUCUUCCUUUAAAUCCUUGCACUUAACUUUAUUUUGGGAUUUUCCUAACCUCAUGUUGAAGUGUCAUUAUGUUACUUGUCAUUUCCUUUUCAUUUUUGUUUUAUUUAAUUUUAUUUUCCACUACAACAUUGGGAGUUUCCUUUUCAUUCUUGAUAAAAAGAACAUCCAUGUUUUCGGUAUCAAAAACACCAUGAAUGUUACAUUAAAGGAAUAUUCCGGGUUCAAUACAAGUUAAGCCCAGUCAACAGCAUUUGAGGCAUAAUGUUAAUUACAACAACAACAACAAAAAAUUGACUCGUCACUCUUUUAAAAAAUACAAAAACCUUGGUUACAAUUAGGCUAAAAUAUAGCCAUGAGGUAAACAAUAUGUGUGUUAACUAGGGGUGGGUAAAAAUAUACAUUUCCUGAUGCAUCCUGAUCUUCAUUUGUACGAUCUCGAUAUCGAUUCUUCAAUCCCAAGAUCGAUCUUUUACUCUAGGCGCAACCCUCCAUUACAGUGAGAGGAAAUCACUCGGAUUUGCUACCAAAUUUCUCACUAUUUGACUAUAUAUAUAUAUAUAUAUAUAUAUAUAUAUAUAUAUAUAUAUACACACAGUACUGUGCAAAAGUUUUAGGCACUUGCAAAAAAAAUUGCAUAGUGAGAUUGUCUUCAAAAAUAAUGACAUAAAUAGUUUUCAUUUAUCAGUUAACAUCAUACAAAGUCCAUUAAACAUAAAAAAGGCUAAAUCAAUAUUUGGUGUGACCACAUUUGCCUUCAAAACAGCACCAAUACUCCUAGGUACACCUGGACACAGUUUUUCUUGGUUGUUGGCAGAUAGGAUGUUCCAAGCUUCUUGGAGAAUUCGCCACAGUUCUUCUAUAUAUUUAGGCCUUCUCAAUUGCUUCUGUCUCUUCUUGUAAUCCCAGACUGACUCAGUGUUCAGUGGGGGGCUCUGUGAGGGCCAUGCCAUCUGUUGCAGGGCUCCUUGUUCUUCUAUUCUAGUCAGUUAGCAGAAUGAAUGGUUGGGAGUCUAAAAUGUAUAAUUCCUAUUGACACACAAAAUGUAAUAAUAGCACAGAUGAGACAAAUCCAUUUGAGUCAUCUCAUGCCCUAAUUUAAAGCUGCUGUUUACAGAAAUACCGGGUUUCCUCAGAGACGGUAAAAGUACCGGUUUUUAGUGUUCAACAAAACAAUGUAAAAUGUACAAAUUAUGCAACUAAACAAACAACUAAUCAAAUAUAUGCAAUAUAAUGUGAUAUUUAUUGAUUAAAUUGAUUUGUUUAUUUUUAUUUAGCUAAAAUGAUGAAAAACGAAUCAAAUAUAAUUAGUAAUAUUCAUAUUUCCAUAUUGUAGGGGAUAAAAAGUCCCCUGUAUCAUUAACAGCAUUAGCUGGGAGAGAAUGUCUUUCAUAUAAUGGCAGCCAUAUCACUUGCCUGGUUGCCCACUAAUGCUAAGCAGGGUUGAGCCUGGCCAGUACCUGGAUGGGAGUUGAUUGGCCCCUAUCUAUCAUGGCCUUGUAUUAAUCUCCAUCCCUGAAUUGGCUACAUCACUCUACUCUCUCCUCCCCACCAAUAGCUGGUGUGUUGUGGGCGUUCUGGCGCACUAUGUCUGCUGUCGCAUCAUCAUCCCUAUGCUAUGUAAAGUGCUUUGAGUGCCUAGAAAAGCGCUACAUAAAUGUAAGGAAUUAUUAUUAUUAUUGUAUGUAAGCAAAAGGAACAAUCAAACUGAAAAAUAUCCAUAUGACUCAAUAUCAAAUCGGAAUCGAAUCGGGAAAUUUGUACACAGCCCUAAUGUUAACCAGGGUCAAAAAUGUCACCAAAAAUGCCCCCGAAAUUCCAAAAGUUAUACAUAUGGCAUAAAAAUUUUGAUUUCGUUGUUAGGGUAAGCGGUAAUAAAUAUUCAAUCUUCCCAAUUUGUAUUUAUGAAUUGAUUAAAUUGAUGUAUUUGACAUAAAUGAAUGAGACACAGUUUAUGUUUUAAAUGGUGAUAAAAAAAUAUGCCCUCAUAAAGGUAAAAAAAUGCCUCUUAAUGCAAGUUAAUGGUGUUAACAAUAUUUUAGUGUGAUAUUAUCGCUUGCUAACCUGUUCUGUGUAUAUCUGUGUGAAGUUAUAUUCUGUUUAAAGUUAUAUAUAUAUAUAUACCUUUUCUGUAUAGUUAUAAGUUAUUAAAUUAUUAUUUUACAACUUGUACGACGACGAAAUGCCAUAAACACUGUAUUAUGUCUAGAGCAGUAGUCUGCUGCAAAAAUGACAAUUUAAACAACUUUACAGCAGUUAAUAAUUAAUCUAAGUGCUUUUAUUAAAUUAUAAACUUCACCUUUUUGCCUUUAACCCUCCAAAAAUUGACCCCACUCACUGUAACCUUGAUUUGUGCUUUUCUUUUUUUUCUUUCUUUUUUUUUUUUAUUUAAGAAAAGGUGAAAUGAGUCGAAAGUUUUUUUUUUUAUGGUAAUCAACAUUGUCACAAAUGCUGUGGAUUGAGCUAACUUGUAUUGAACCCGGAAUAUUCCUUUAAGAUGCCAAAGCUGGUCUAUGGCAAAUGUAAUAAAAAUAAAAAAAAUAUUUCAUAAAAUAAAAAAUAAUAACAAAAAAAAUUAAAAAAAACAUUUUGAAUUUCAGCACAAAAAUUUGCAAUAUUAAUAACAUUUUAAGCAAAUGUCUUGGUGUAAUUAAAGAAAAUUCAAUCAAACCUGCCAAUUCAUAAAUGUCAAAAUUGAUUUUAAUUUUAAAGUAUGUAAUAUUGUCUGAGACAAUGGACCUAACUAGCCAGCUAACAUAUUAUCUACCUACGGUAGAUAGAUCGUUUUCUUUUUCUGAGCAGCUGCAAUAUACAAUGCUAUUAAUUUUCAGGCAAAGUUUGCUGUGCUAAAACUUAUAUUAUUGUCCUUGCCAAUAAGUCAAUGCUUUGCCUUGCUUUAUAAAACUGACCAUCAUCCUGUGACCAACUUUUAAUACAUUGUAGAAGAUACACAGACAGAUCGGAUUAAUGGCUUUUUGUAAAAAUGCUUUGAGGUUUUUAAUGGUCAGGAUUCAUGAUGAACUGGUACGAUUUAAACUAGGACAUUCUGUGCAAUCCUACAAUCAUGUUUUGGGAGAUAUUAGACACUAAGUGGCAUCCUAUACAGGCCAAGUACCUUCACAUACAGUACGCAGUACCUUCUGGUUAUUUAUAAAACAGGUAGAUGCCAUAAUAAAAGUAGCAUGCUAAAGCAAAUAAGAUGGUUUUCAUAUUAACAGUUUUUGUAUUAACAAUAUUGUGUUGAUUGUUUAAUUACACAAGUUUACUAUAGUGUGUAUUCAGUAAUUCUACUGACUGACUGUAAUGGCCACCUCUGAAUAUUUGGUAAAUACAGGCAUUUCAAUUAAAUAUGGUAAAAUAUAUAAGACUGAAUUUGAAGAAAAAUAAAUAAAUAAGAAUGUUA